Molecule: messenger RNA, 1590 nt
Organism: Aspergillus saccharolyticus JOP 1030-1
Lineage: Eukaryota; Fungi; Ascomycota; Eurotiomycetes; Eurotiales; Aspergillaceae
Product: sulfotransferase family protein
Exons: 3
Coding region: 489-1346 (285 amino acids)
Source: RefSeq, a predicted model, not a curated record
GGAGAAUUGCCCUCAGCCACUCACAGUCAAGGCGUCAUCUAUUCGAGAAGCAGUGAUUUCCUUUCCUGACUUCUUGAGAGUGGAUCUGGAAGUAAUUGAUUGCCAUAUCGGCACUAGUGAGCUUUCUGCUUCUUAUCCUACACGAAGUACUCCGUACAUACGCCGAGUCCAUCGCAAGUUGACUGCUUGGUCUGGAUGGGCGUUGAUCUACCCGCACUCUCCUUUUAAGAUCCUGCCAUCGCCAUUCCACGGUCGACUUUCUUCUUUCUCUUUCUCAACUCAACCUCGUGUGAUCUCUCUCUCUCUCCAUCGGUUUGGGUCUGACCUGCGUCGCCUGAACGUGUCUUUCCUUGUUUGACUCUGGUCUUGUUCAUAUUAAGACUCUCGUUACUAUCACUAUUGCUGCCGCCGAGGCUUAACCCGUGGCUCUAUCGCUCAACUUCACCUUUAUAAAUCAAACAUCCUAAUUGAUACUUCCUUAUCCAACCAUGUCAUUGAUUCACUCCGACAACCUGGCUCCUCAGCCAUGGACUGAUAUCUUCACCGAAGACACCUGCAUCGACAGACGGCAGUGCCACCGCACGGUGCCGAUGAAAGUGCUCGCUUUGGGUGUGGGGAGAACGGGAACAGCUUCUCUUCGCAAAGCUCUUGAGCGCUUGGGCUAUAUGAAGACCUACCACAUGAUGUCCGCCAGUAUGGAAAACCCACCGGAUUGCCUCAUGUGGCACGAUGCUCUGUGCGCCAAGUACGAUGGCGUCGGCGAGUUCGGCAGGAAAGAAUGGGAUCAGCUCCUGGGUGACUGUCAGGCCGUCUGCGACUGGCCUGCCUGUGCCUUUGCUAAGGAGUUGAUUGAGGCCUACCCCAACGCCAAGGUCAUCUUGACCACCCGCGAGGUCGAGUCUUGGCAUGCUUCUGUGAUGAAGACUGUUUGGUGGCGUGUGUCGGAUCCCGAGCACAGAUUUGUCUCGAACUUCAGCUGGGCCGCCAGCAUGUACUACCCGAUGCUCAACAAGUUCUUCCAGACCUUCUUCCGCGGUGACUUCCCCAACCAGGGCAAGCAGGUGUACCUCGAACACGUGGAGGAGGUCCGCAGUCUGGUGCCCCCCGAGAGACUGUUGGAAUACCAGAUUGGCGAGGGCUGGGGCCCGCUCUGCGAAUUCCUCGGCGAGGAGGUGCCUGACACCCCCUUCCCCCGCGGCAACGACAUGGCCGACUUCUUCAAGCGCUGUCGCUCUCGCAACAGGCGCCAGAUGCUGAACGCUGCGCUCCAGGCGUUUACCAUGGGCGGAGCUAUUCUGGCCACUGGAUUGGCUGCCACCAUGGCCUUCAAGCGUUUCUCUCGGUAGAGAGCGUCUGACCACUUUGCAUCUUUCGCCCUGUCGUGAGCGCUGGACGCCCAUCGUCUCGGGCUUUUCUGUUUUCUGCUAUGUCUGUUUCAUAUUUUAUACACCGAUGAGCGUCCCGACCCCCGUGCGAGGGUUGCAUUAUUCUUAUAAUGCUUGAUUCUUUCUUAUUUUGUGCCUGUGAAGUUUGUCUCUUGUAUUGGGGCUUGAUGGGGUUUUAUGGCUGGAUUGAUUAGACGGGUACCGG